Molecule: messenger RNA, 1417 nt
Organism: Cuscuta epithymum
Lineage: Eukaryota; Viridiplantae; Streptophyta; Magnoliopsida; Solanales; Convolvulaceae
Source: the annotation of a GenBank genome assembly
CCGUUAUUUCCCUCUUCUUUCUGUCUCAUUUCCUAAGAGGGUUCCUGUCUCUAAACCCCAAUUCUCACCCUCCUUGGAAACCCUUUCUUUUCGGCGGCUCUCUCUGUUCUUAGUUCCUACUUUCCGGUUCUACAAUUGCACUUCCGCCGCCGGCAAUGGCCUUGUUCAGUCGCCUGAGGCUCGCCGCGCAUCCGCUUGCUCGUGUUUCGUGUCCGAACCGGGGAUAUGGAUCAGCUGCGGCGCUUCAGCUCGACUACGAUUAUUUCGAGGAUGAAGAGGACCGCGCCGGAAAUCUUUCGGCCCGUUUCCUCGAGGAUUCUGAUGGAUCGUUUCCCGGUAGAGGAGUUCAGUGGGUGAUUAUAGGUGACCCGAUGGCGAAGAGAAACGUCUAUGCCGAGGGGCUCUCUAAGCUUCUGGAUGUUCCCCAUAUUUCCAUGGGCUCUCUCGUCCGACAAGAACUCAAUCCACACUCUUCUCUGCACAAGCAGAUAGCCAGUGCUGUGAAUGAGGGGAAGCUAGUUCCAGCUCAUGUAAUUUUUAGGCUGUUGUCGAAGAGGCUGGAAGAAGGACACCGCAGGGGUGAAAGUGGUUUCAUUUUGGAUGGGAUUCCUCGAACAAAGGCCCAAGCUGAGUUGCUGGACCAAGUCGUAGACAUUGACUUGGUUUUGAAUCUAAAGUGCAUAGAGGAUUCCACGGUGAAGAAAGGUGCAAGUGGUGGGAUCUAUUUGUGUAAAGAAUUUCUCAGCAUGUCCACCUCCUCCAAAUUCAAUCUCGGCCAAAAGCAAGAGAAUGACAAUUUGAACUUCUCUGAUUAUCCGGAAGCUGCUGGGAGGGAGAAGUUGCGUCUUUAUGCAGAGCAGAGCAAACCAGUGGAAGAACACUACAGGAAGCAGAGAAAGCUACUGGAUUUCCAAGUGUCUGGAGCUCCAGGAGAAACAUGGCAAGGCCUCCUGGCUGCUUUGCACCUUCAGCAUAUGAAUGUUGUCACUUCAUCAUCUUCUACAUCUCAGAAGUUGACUGCGUGAUGCUGAUCAGAAUCGUUUCUUGCAGUAAUCGGUAUAGAAAUAUUAGAGCUGCAGAUUUUUUGUGGGACCAACCAGUUUUGUUUGCCAAGUGUGUACAAGUAAGUAGUUAUAGCGAAGAGCUACAGUAGAUGAUAAAAGUUGUGACAUUGUUCAAUCUUUCUCUCGAUCCAUCUUUGUGACAUUUCAUAUUUUUGGUGAGUGAUAUGCUAAAUGUUUUUACAUUUGCUGAACUCUAAUUGUAUGAGCUCCUCUCUAUCUCUCUCUCAAUCACAAACAUUCAAGGCCUAGCUAUGUGAAUUUUAUAAGGAGUGUGUUACUAUUUUAUUUUCAGCCUUAUCAGUGGCUACAUUAUUAUUGUUAUUGUUGUUAUUAUUAUUGUUGUUAUUUUUGUU